Messenger RNA from Penicillium macrosclerotiorum, 246 nucleotides. Its product is annotated as 40S ribosomal eS30 domain-containing protein. Gene Ontology annotation, biological process: translation. The record is from RefSeq and is a predicted model, not a curated record. Gene Ontology annotation, cellular component: cytosolic small ribosomal subunit; ribosome. The coding region runs from base 1 to 246 and encodes 81 amino acids. Lineage: Eukaryota; Fungi; Ascomycota; Eurotiomycetes; Eurotiales; Aspergillaceae. Gene Ontology annotation, molecular function: structural constituent of ribosome. The transcript has 3 exons.
AUGGGUAAGGUUCACGGCUCUCUCGCCCGUGCGGGUAAGGUCAAGUCGGCCACUCCUAAGGCAAGUGCUCCCGUCGAACCUCUGGUCGCCACCCCGGUCGAGAUUCGAGCACGCAGUGUCGAGCCCCAGGAGAAGGCUAAGAAGCCCAAGGGCCGCGCCUACAAGCGCAUCCAAUACACCCGCCGUUUCGUGAACGUUACCAUGACCGGUGGCAAGCGCAAGAUGAACCCCAACCCCGGCUCAUAA